This is a messenger RNA of Capsella rubella, 1001 nucleotides long. RefSeq names its product proline-rich antigen homolog. Bases 163 to 663 code for a protein of 166 amino acids. NCBI's taxonomy places the organism in Eukaryota, Viridiplantae, Streptophyta, Magnoliopsida, Brassicales, Brassicaceae. The record is from RefSeq and is a predicted model, not a curated record. The transcript has a single exon.
UUCCACUUGAAUCACUCUAAAGAGAGAGUCACACCAAACACUUGUGCCUUCACUUCACACUUCUUUGUCCUCUUCUUCCCCCUCUCUUCCCUUCUUCUUUCCUCAAAUUUCACUUAUAUCUCAGAUUCUCUCACCAGACACAAACUCCAGAUUCAUCCGACAAUGGAAACUUUCCGAACAUUCCAUCUUUUGCUCUUCCUCUUCUUCGCAUUCACUACUACUUCACUCACGUCACCAUCUCAGAUCGUAGACUGUACAAUGUGCACUUCUUGCGACAACCCUUGUCAACCUAACCCUUCUUCUCCUCCUCCUCCUCCUCCGUCAAAUCCAUCUCCGCCGCCUCCAUCCCCCACUACCACUGCCUGUCCUCCACCUCCUAGCUCCAGCGGUGGUGGUGGUCCAUACUACUACUACCCACCUCCUUCUCAAUCUGGCUCUUACCGUCCACCACCAUCUUCCUCAGGCGGUGGCUACGUCUAUCCACCUCCUAAAAGCGGAGGAAACUACCCUUUCACUCCUCCUCCGAACCCUAUCGUUCCCUACUUCCCGUUUUACUACUACAACCCUCCGCCGCAACCUAUCAUGUCCGGAUCCGAUGCAAGAAACGGAUUCGCUUACGGAUUCAUCACUUUUGUCUUAAUCUUAUCUUACUUUCUGUUAUAAUAAAUUAUUUAAAGAAGAUCGAUGAUGAUAUGUAGAGGGAAGAAGUAGCUUUAUAUAUUAUAUAUAUUAACCCUAUACAGGUUAAUUUGUCACAAAUAUUUUUCCUCAGAUCCUUUGCAGAGAAGAGAAGACUUAUUAUGCAUGAGAGAGAUAGAGAGAUCUUCACACUACAACGUAUUGAAACGAUGAAAUUAUUGUUUCUUCUGUAUUUUUACUACUAGUUUUUUUUUUUUGCUUUGCACAAGUAGAGAAAUAAUAAUAAUAAAUUUGUACUACCUUUUUAAUAUCUUUCAACAAAUUUUGUGUAUUAAUGAAUGGAUUAACUCUUUUUAAUAUUA